Messenger RNA from Colletotrichum scovillei, 1292 nucleotides. Its product is annotated as acetyltransferase. Gene Ontology annotation, molecular function: acyltransferase activity, transferring groups other than amino-acyl groups. The transcript is spliced from 2 exons. The record is from RefSeq and is a predicted model, not a curated record. NCBI's taxonomy places the organism in Eukaryota, Fungi, Ascomycota, Sordariomycetes, Glomerellales, Glomerellaceae. The coding region runs from base 4 to 870 and encodes 288 amino acids.
GAGAUGCCUCGCGAAUGUCACUCCAGCAGCAGGUCAAUCCUCCCCAGUCUGGUCCGGAGCGAUUUACCCCGCUACCCCGCCAUCCGGCCAUUCAGGCCCCGGUAUCACUACACUGUCAACGGCAACCUCUCACUUUCAACUCAACGGCUCUCAUUUCAGCUCACCUCAUCGACCAUGGCUUUCAUCCGCCCCUACAAGGCAACUGACUUUGAUGCGACGGGUCAUAUCUGCCGCGCCACGCUCCCACCGUCCCUCGAGCGUUCCGAAGCAGCGACCAGGACCGCGCCUUACCUAUGGACACAUCAAUACACUCAUCUGUCACCUGAGACUUGCCAUAUCCUUGACGAUGGCGAGGGAAACUGCGUCGGCUACUGUAUCGGCUGCCCCAACGUGAACGACUUUGCGAGCGCGUACCCCCGGUACAUUAAAGAAGUCCUGGAGACGUCUAAGGAGCUGGACGGAAGAAAGCCUAAAAGUCUCGAGACGAAAGCACCAUGGAACUUCCCAGACACGGGCGAGGUGAACGAGGAGGCUCUCCUGCAGCAGGCCUUCAACCCGACAUGGCUGGUGCUCGAUGAGGAGAGGAAGGAGCUUUGGGGCAACUGGAAAGCUACGAUGCACAUCGACCUGCUGGAGCCGUGGCAGGGCAAGGGCUGGGGAAGAAAGCUGAUUGACAAGUUCGUCGAGAGUCUGAAAGAGGCCGAUCAGCGCAACGGUGGCUCCAGUGGCAACAGGCUUUAUGGCAAGGGCGUGCAUAUCGGCGUCGGUGGUGAGAACGACAAGGUCGUGCCGUUCUACGAGAAGUUGGGGUUCCGGGUGUAUCCGACAGAAGAGAAGGGGUCAAUCUGGAUGGUGAAGGACGUUGAGUAGUUUUUUUCUUCGUCCAAUCUCUCUUCCUGACAUCGAGUCCAAUUCAAAAUACCACUACUAGCAACACCGAUCUCUGGCCAUCAAGAUGGUACAUUCUAGACAAAGUCGAGCCUCCAGAUGUCUCCCAACCUCGAGUUGUCUUCCGCAAGACCUCCGUGAACAACCACAGCCUGCUUUACUCCAUCAACCACCACGUCUGCAUCAAACCAACCCCUCGGCGGGGGCGCAUCCCCCUCGAACGAGACCUUCUCCCACUUGUUGGCUUCAAUAUCGAAACCCCACACGUCCGAGAGCAUCUUUCCAGCACCAGCGUGACCCAACGAACUAGGAUCACGCUCGCCAAACAGCGUCACAAGAUACGGCUUACCGCUCACUUCAACCGCGACGAGCGCUGAUACACUUCGCGCCUCGGGGCCCUCAAC